Molecule: messenger RNA, 1122 nt
Organism: Anopheles bellator
Lineage: Eukaryota; Metazoa; Arthropoda; Insecta; Diptera; Culicidae
Gene: B9d1
Product: B9 domain-containing protein 1
Exons: 1
Coding region: 33-653 (206 amino acids)
Biological process (GO): cilium assembly
Cellular component (GO): MKS complex
Source: RefSeq, a predicted model, not a curated record
GUGGGACAAUUCUUCCUGGGUGCUGCCAAACCAUGCUCGAGCUGCAGUUAACAUCGGGCGAAAGUGAAAGUUUCUUCCAUCUGACCGUCACCGGUCAACUGGAAUCCGCUUACUUCCCGAUGGGUCCGGAUGGCAGUGGGCUCUUCUGCCGCUACGACAUCGUGGCCGGCCCGGACUGGGAGUUGGUGUCCGGUCUGCAGUCGGCCGUCACGCAAAGUGCCCGCACUGAGUCCGAUUACCGGACGGUCGUGUUCAACAUGCCGAUCGAGUUUACGAUGAAAUCAACCAACCCGUACGGUUGGCCACAGAUCAUCUUCAGUCUGUACGGUGCGAACGUGUGGAACGUGGAAACUAACCGGGGUUACGCGCGCGUUCACUGCCCACUGAGCGGGUCUCACUCGGCGGAGCGCACCCUGCGUGCGCCUCUCUUCAUCCCAAAGUACGCCAACGCCUGUUCGGCGGUGAUGAGCUGGAUCAGUGGCGUCAAUCCGGAGAUGCGAGACCCCAAGAUUCUGGCUGACGGGUCAAAGCACAAGGGUCUGUCGUCGGAGACGUACGGCGAGCUGGUGGUGAAGCUGUGCGCCAUUUCGCGUGGCAGUACCCGGAUGGCGCUCGAUUGGGGCCAAGCGGCGCUAGUGGACGACAAAUUUUGAGGAGCAAUUAUCCAACGCGCGCCGAUUGGAGGACGACUGGUCUAAUGAAUAAAGUGUCUCUCUACAUGCUAUGCUUCUGUUGACGAUCUACGGUCCCGGUCCGGCGGCGGGGACCGACUAAAUGUACAUCGGCACAAACGGUUCCUUCGUGACGAUCGGAUCCGUGCGGUAGGCCCGGGUGAUGAUUGGUACUUCCUUCGGCUCGCGGCUAGCGGCCGCCCGCGACUCGAGGGUCGGUUCGUGGUGGAACUGUUUUCUGUAGAACUCGCUCUUGCCGCCCGUCUUCUCCACCAGCAUAAUGUUCUUGAUGAGUAUCUCGUGCGAAACCGCCUUGCACAUGUCGUACACGGUCAGGGCGGCGACCGAAACCGCCGUCAGGGCUUCCAUCUCUACGCCCGUCUUGCCGUCGCACUUUACCUUGGCCAGAAUGUGGACCUCGUUCGUGGAGCUGUUCAGGCUCGUUUCAACC